AUGGAAUUAGAAAAAAAGAUAGUUGGAUCUUACAAGAAAAAACUUCCAAAGUGGAAAACUGCUGCAAGAACUAAUCCGAACUACAACAAUGAACCAAGAAAAGUUGAUGAGGAAACAGCUGUUGAUGACCUUGCUGUUGCUGGAAAAAAAAUUCUAGUCACCAACACUCCAAAACACUUCCCUUUCAAUACCCUACCUACCUUGGCUCAAAUCAAAACAAACAUGGAAGCUGAAGCUAAUAAGAAGAAAAAAGAUGCAUGGAAAGCAAAGAAAAAAGAUCAUACCUUUGAGAGUCCUGAUGAUGCCUCUCUUAACACCUCAUCCACACCUAUCAUAGAUACCAAGAGAAAGAAGAUCACCCCCAAUAAAGCUAAUGCUUCCCUCAACAAUAUGGAAAUGACAAGUGUUAAAAGAUUCAAAGAUCUGAAUGUUACUUCUCAGGAGCAACUGGCCAACAUUCCUAUUCCCAUGGCUAAUGACACUUUAGAAUACUCCUCUGCUGGAACAAUGCAUGAUAUUCUCAAGAAAACUAUGCAAGACUUAGGGGUCAACAACUUAUGGUAUGUUAAUCCAAGAGGGGCAAGUGGCACUGCUGGUGGCUUAGCAUUGUUAUGGAAAAGCAAUAUUUACAUAGAAAUGUUGGAUUAUUUUAUCAACCAUAUCAAUGCAAUAAUCAGAACUUCCAAUAGCCCCCCUUGGUUAUUUACAGGCUACUAUGGCAAUCCUUAUGACACUAUAUCCAAGUUAAACUCUUGGAAAAUGCUUGAUCAAUCUGCUGCUUCCAAUAACUUUCAUUUGCUGGUUAUUGGGGAUUUCAACUUUAUUCUCCAUGAUACUGAAAAAUUUAGUACUCACUCCAUAGAUGCUAAUGAAGCUUCCAUUUUAAAUGAAAAGAUCCUUAAUUUGGACCUCAUUGAUCUUGGUUUUACUGGUUUCCCCUUUACUUGGUCAAACAAAAGAAAAGGUCAUGCUCUUACUGAACAAAGAUUGGAUGGAGGUCUAGAAAAUGAUGAUUGGCUUGCCAUCUAUCCAAACACCACUAUCACUAAUAUGCUAGCCAUUGGAUCUGAUCAUCACCCCAACUUAUUGAAAUCAAACCCCCACUGGAAGAAUGGUAAGAUUCCAUUCAAAUUCUUUGGUACCUGGUUAGAUCAUGCUGAUUGCAGGAAAAUUAUUGCUGACUGUUGGAAAAAGAUCACUCCUGGUUCAAGUGCCUUCACUAUAGCCAUAAAACUUAAAGACAUAAAGCUACAAAUCAGAGUCUGGAACAAGGAAGUUUAUGGCAACAUCAAAACCAACAUUGAUGAAUGCAAGCAAUACUUAUAUUGGAUACAUACUCACUACUUCAGAGAAGAUAGAGGACAUGCCCUAGCUGAUGCAAGAAAACAGCUCAAAAAUUGGCAAGACAUAGAAGAAAAAUUCUGGAAAACUAAGAGCAGGGAUUAA
This is a messenger RNA of Papaver somniferum (opium poppy), 1446 nucleotides long. RefSeq lists its product as uncharacterized. NCBI's taxonomy places the organism in Eukaryota, Viridiplantae, Streptophyta, Magnoliopsida, Ranunculales, Papaveraceae. Gene Ontology annotation, molecular function: catalytic activity. Bases 1 to 1446 code for a protein of 481 amino acids. The transcript is spliced from 2 exons. The record is from RefSeq and is a predicted model, not a curated record.